AUGUUUAAUACAAUAUAUGUAAAUGCGAUGUUUUUAAGUUUUACUAGUAAUGUGUCAUUUAAAGCAUAUCUGGCAGCCAUACGCGAGUCUCGUAUGUAUGGUUCCAUAUCAAAGCCAAGAGGACUACAAACGGGGGAGACCACGGAUCAAACACUCACCGUGACGGUGACAGCAAACAGUAUCGACUAA
Molecule: messenger RNA, 189 nt
Organism: Theileria orientalis strain Shintoku
Lineage: Eukaryota; Apicomplexa; Aconoidasida; Piroplasmida; Theileriidae
Exons: 2
Coding region: 1-189 (62 amino acids)
Source: RefSeq, a predicted model, not a curated record